Messenger RNA from Styela clava, 3014 nucleotides. RefSeq lists its product as uncharacterized. The record is from RefSeq and is a predicted model, not a curated record. Lineage: Eukaryota; Metazoa; Chordata; Ascidiacea; Stolidobranchia; Styelidae.
GAAUAAUAUUUAAAACUAUUUCUCUUACCAUCCUGUAUUGUCAAAAUAAAUCCAACAAAAUGAAAGAAUUUUCUCCCGUAGUGAAGAUCACGUUCACCAUUAUUGGAUUUUUGGUCUUCGCUCUGUCAUUUGUCUUCGCAUUUUUGAACAAUGUACCGACUGGCUUCCAGGAUGGGAACUCAACUAAAAAUGGUGCCUCGAAUAUAUUCAUCAACACUGUCACUGACCUGAAUGCUCGUUACCCAUCUUCGUUUGGUCCGGCAGAUUUUGUUUUCAUCAUCAUUUGGCCAUUGAUUUAUUUGUGGAACACAGUUGGAAUUAUAUAUAUGCUGGCGUCACUCUUUUUUACGAAGAAAAAGAGCCCUAUUCUGAGAGAACCAGCAAUGUUCCCUGUGUUCUCUCUCAUCUUCUGGAGUCUAAGCUGGGGUUGUUCCAUGGGUUGGCUAUUUGCUUACGACAGAGAAAUCCUAUGGUUGUCUAUGUUCCUGAUUCUGGCAUCUGCUUUAUCAACUUACGCUACGUUGGGAUUUUCAUACGCCAGUUAUUACAAGGAUACUAUGAUUCUGGAAGAACAUGACUCAAGAAUGUUGUGGCUUGUCCGCAUCAUAAUUCAUAAUGGGUAUGCAAUCUUGGCUGCAUGGUUAACGGUAGCUUGGAAAGUGAUGCUACACACAGUCAUUGCAUAUGAAGAUAGCCGAGGAACUGACAACUAUCCCGCUAAUUUAAGAAGUUCUCUUACUGUUGAAGACGCUGGAACUAUUGCGCUCUCUAUACUUCUUGUCGAACUAAUCGUUUGGUUCGUUCUUGAAAACUUCGUUUUUGAACCGUAUUGCCGAUACACUCUCAGUAUCUACCCUGCGCUUAUCUUCGCAUUGAGUGGGACCUUCUCAAAUGACUACGUCGUGCCGUUCAGCAGAAAUCUGAUCUUAACCCUUGUUGGCCUGAUUUUCGUGAUUAUAGCAUUCGUUGUGAGAGUAGUGCUCGUAUACAUCAGGCAUAAAAAUCGACCACGUCUGGAUAAAUACAGGAGUCAAGAAGAGAUCAUUAAAAUGGACAAAAUGUAAACCCAUUUAUAAAUGCAAGAAGAAUCUGUUAGUUCAGUGUUCCCCAGCCUUUUUUUGUUACAUUCCCCGCUUUACUUAUUUCGAAACUAUAAUUCUGUUCUCACUUAAACUCAAUUUGUGUUCAAUUUUUUAUCGAAUAUCAGCUAGUAAUUCGUGCAACUUGCACUGUUUUGAACAGUUUCGAUCAAGAGCAACAAGGGUGUGGAAAUUAAAUCUCACUGCAAAUGCUGCAAAAUGGCAUUAAAAAUAAAAUGUUUAAUAUUUCGAUACUUGUACCAUCAGGUUCUCCCUGGCUAUGUCUAUGGUUUGAAUAUAAUGUGUGCAUGGAUAUGCAUUACAAUUAUGCCACAUAAGUCAUGAAUAUUAGUAAUACUUUGAUACAUUUAAAUUUGUCCUUUGGUACUACUUUGUUUUUUUUACUGUUGUAAAAUCAACUUUCUUAUAUUUAUCUGGUCUAUCUUGAUAUGUGAUUACUUCACUGCAUCUACGUUUUAACGUGAAAUAUUCCUCAAUGCCUUUUUUGAAAAUAUUGUGUCAAAUUUUUGGUAAUUAAAUAUGGACGUGUCUUCUAAAUCACCGCUUUUUCCCAUUCCUAUAGAUUCAGAAUUUGUCCCAAGUUUUUCCAUCUGAAUCAUAUAACUGGUAAAUUAUUAUUACCUUUGACAUGGACUGGUAAUCUGGUUUUGCAUAUGACCAAGUUGCCUUAUCAACUUUCCUCUCUUCAAGAUAUAAUAAUAAAUGAAAACCCUAUUUUAUCCUAAACUUUGCUAAAUAAACCUGUUUUCGCUAGUAAUUGCGCAUGGCUUCCUCCACUAUCAAGUCUGAAACAAAUAAAAGGCUACCUGAUCCCAUAACCGACAUGGACUGGUAAUCGGACGAGAGGACGUGGUGUGCCAUAUUAUUAAGCCAUCUUACCAGCUUUCCCCUCUCCUCUAGGAAUAAAUGAAAUCGCUCUUCGUUCCUAAAUUUUGCUAAUUAUAUUAUGCUUUGCUCACUGUACCUGCAGUUUAUUAUCAAAUUCAUAUAUUUUUGUGUAAUCAAAAUGCAAUUUCUUCAAUUCUUAUAAACCGGUGCUUCAUUUUUGAAUCUUAAGCGCUCUAGUCUACUUCAAUACUAUUCUAACCAUUCCAACAUUAUUAUUCAUUUAUGCAUGACUGGUCGAAGUGGUCUCACCCUAACAGUCAAGUUCAUAUGCCGCCAAUUUUCACUGUCCCCACCGCACGAUUAAGAAUCAUUGAUGCGCGACAGGUCAAUACAGCCUUUUUGAACCAUGUAGUGUCAAAGUUGUAGUUUUAAGCAAUUCAAAUACGACAGAAAAUCAAAACUUCAUGUUAAAGAAGCCUGUGAGGGAGGGGGGGGGGACGAAGGUGGAAAAAAUAGAUUAGGUUGUGUUAAAUUGUGACUGAGUAGUCUACAUCUAAAUUCUGUAAAUUUGCUCUCAUUAUUAUCAAUUUCUCAUUCAAUGACUUUUUUUUAAUUGCAUAAUAGUUGUGUAAUUUUAUAAUAAAUCGCAAAUUUUUACGCAUUUUACCAAUAUAAUUUUUUAUGAAUUCAAUUUUUUUUGCAGAUUUCCUGUAAUAAUUAAAACAAUAGCUAGUCUGAUUUUAUAUACUGUGUUUCUUUCACCAUCUUUCUCGUGUAGAUUUUAUGAUGGAACAGUAACUAGUUACUUUUAAAAUCGAAUCACAAGUUUAUACUCGUUAUUUUUCCAUUCAUUAAAUUUGAUGUCGGAUAAUAUUAGAAUAGCAUUUAAUUACCUGCAAAUGGAGUGUUUUAAAUUAAAGACAAAUUUUACUCAUUAUGCUUUGAUGAUUUUUUAUAAAUCGAAUUUUUUUGCUGAUUUUUUAUAAUAAUUAGAAUAGGCUUUCAAGAACAGAGCACAGAAAUUAGCAAAUCACAAAUUAGCAUCUAUUAUAUAUAAUUCCUCAUUAUUCCAAAUUUUUUUUCAGA